Messenger RNA from Austrofundulus limnaeus, 2455 nucleotides. RefSeq names its product calcyphosine-like b (gene capslb). The coding region runs from base 1644 to 2270 and encodes 208 amino acids. The transcript is spliced from 4 exons. Gene Ontology annotation, molecular function: calcium ion binding. The record is from RefSeq and is a predicted model, not a curated record. Lineage: Eukaryota; Metazoa; Chordata; Actinopteri; Cyprinodontiformes; Rivulidae.
UUUGGCCCCCUCAGGGAAAACGUCUAAUUUUGGCCCCCUCAGGGAAAAUGUUUGGGCACCCCUGAUCUAAAGAAAGCCUUCGGCUCCACUGAUCACUCCUCUAAAAGCUGAAUCAACCUGGCAUUAGAGGACCAUCUCUACAGUGUAUCUAGUUAUCUGAAUAACAGGAAACAGUUUGUUCAGGUAAAUGAUGUGAGAUCUGAACUCUGUAAUAUUAGUUGUGGAGUUCCUCAGGGUUCUGAGCUUGGUCCUGAACCGUUUCUUUAACAUGUGAAUGACUUGCUGAAUCUGUUUGCUGAUGACUCAACUCUGGUGGAAACAUUGAACAGAUGUUGGAGGUGAUGCAGACAGAAUUUAAGGUACAAACUUAGUUUCAACUUAUUGAAUUAUCGUUGAAUUUGUAUAAAACAAAUGAUAUUUAGUAAAUGAAAGAAAACGAUCAAAGUUCUGUUCAUUUAUAGAGUGAGGUGAAGUGUUUGGGUGUCAGCAGUGAUGAAAUGCUGAGAUGGAAAUCUCAUAUAAACUACUGAAGAUUAAAAUAGAUAAAUAAGAUGGGUUACUGUUUUAAAUAAGAGUUAUUAAAUGAUAAAACUGUGUAUUCUGUAUGAUAUGGUAAUUGUUCCAUAUUUAAUUUGUCGUACUGAAAUCUGGGAAAACAUGUAAAACAACAAAUCCUGUUUUUAUUUUACAAACUAAGGGUGAUUAGAAUUCUCUGGUCAGCCAACCAAUAGUUAAAUUAUUUUAAUUUCAUGAUUUGGUUGAUUAUGGUUGUCGUGCUCUGUGUGUGUUUGGUUUAGUUAUAUUCUAUGUUCUUUGUGUUUUUUAUGAUCUUUGGUUUUAGUUUCUGUUCUCCUGUCUUGUCUCUCAGUUUCACUCUCAGCCUGAUGUUCUGAUCAAAUGUGCAGGAGAGGAUGUGCAUCAUCAUCAUCAUCAUCAUCAUCAGUAUGCUGAUGCUGUAGCUAAAGUCUGCUGGGUCAGAGUUCCUGCUUGGUGGCUGCUUCUUUCUGUCAGGGCUCUGAGGAGAAGGAAGUCAAAGCUCAGGGAGACAUGGAGGAUCCAGCUUGAUGGUGUGAACUAUUUGAACCAGAGAGGAAGUGAUGACAGGAGACCAGUUAGAUACAGACAGGGAGAGACCAGAUGAGGCACACCUGGAGGAGGACAGAUUAUAAACCGACAGGUGAGAGUGUUUAGCAGGCUGAGGGUGAAACUGAGAAUCAGCCCAGAGAACAGAGGAACAGAAACUAAACCCAAAGAGCCGUAGACCAGAACUAAACCAAACACAUGGACCAUCACAACGGUGUUCAUGUAUAAAGCUCAUAAAUUACCUUGCUUUGAUWCAAAGUUUGUUGUGUUGACAUGAAAAUAAACACUUCUACACAACUAGUGAUGUUUGAAAAGUUAAACUGAUUGUGAGUUCACAGAGUCGGUGACAGGUAGAGCUGGGUGUCAUCAGCGUAGCAGUGCUCUUCAUGUCGUUAGGUAAAAACUCGUUAAGGUUCAGGGAGAGUGACACAUCAGAGGACAGGCGUGUUUAUGUUCCAGCUGCUGUAGGGACCAAACAUCUGGAUCUGUUCAAACCCGAGCCAGUUUCCUGUCCUGCUUCCAGGUGUGGUCUCUCAGUACAGCUGUGUUUCAGGUGAGAGAUGGCYGGAACAUCCAGACAUGACAGAGACAUGGCCCUGAAGGCCAAACAGCAGCUGUCCACAUGUUCAGACCCCCUGGAGAAACUCCGGCUGCAGUGUCUGACCAGAGGCUCCUCUGGGAUCAAAGGUCUGGGCAGGGUCUUCAGGAUCAUGGAUGACAACGAGAACCGGUCUUUGGACUUGAAGGAGUUCCUAAAGGGUCUGAACGACUACGGGGUGAUGAUGGAGAAGGACGAGGUCUCUGAUCUGUUUCAGCUCUUCGACAAGGAUGGGAGUGGAACCAUCGACUUUGAGGAGUUCCUGGUCACUCUGAGGCCUCCCAUGUCCAAAGCCCGGAGGGAGGUGGUCCUGCAAGCAUUCCUGAAGCUGGAUAAGACCGGAGACGGGGUCAUCACCAUUGAGGACCUGCAGGGGGUUUACAAUGCCAAGUACCACCCCAAGUAUCAGAACGGGGAGUGGACCGAGGACCAGGUCUUCAGGACCUUCCUGGACAGCUUUGACUCUCCAUAUGACAAGGAUGGAAAGGUGACCAAAGAGGAGUUCAUCAACUAUUACAGCGGCGUCAGUGCUUCCAUCGACAGCGACGUUUAUUUUAUUCUCAUGAUGAGAAACGCCUGGAAGCUCUGAGAAAUCUAACCCACAGAACCACCUCCUYACCUUUUAAAACUUUCAAUAUUAAUAUUAAUUUUUCUUCUCUGCUGUCAUUUUGUUUGUCUAAAUUAUUGUACGAUAUUUAAAAUGUUACAUCUGACUGAACAAACUGAGUCUUGUCUAAAUGUGACAUCAGAUGUGAGUAAAAKCAGGAAAAUGUU